AUGGGCCGACUUCGAAACUUGUCGCAGAGCUUUCGGGCUGCGGCAUUCAACCAUUCUAAUGACUCCGCUCAGUCCUUAUCAAAACCCUCGACAAACGGUCACUCGUUAAUCGUCGACAAAGACUCACCGGCCACGUCCCCUCCUCCAACAUCCGAAAGCACUCAAGCGAACCCACGGACAGAUCGGCCUUCAUCACGACCGACAUCCAUGGUCUAUACGCCCCCAUCCAUGGAGUCGGCAAAAGACAGUCACGUUGAAGAGUUGGUUCCGGUCUUCAGUUUCCUGUCGAGUCAUGGCAAUAAACUGUAUCAAGAAGGAUACUUCCUCAAGCUCAAUGACCUUGAUUCCCACGGUCGACCAUUCGGGGAUCGCAACUGGACGGAAUGCUUUGCUCAGCUCGUCGGGACUGUGCUUUCCCUCUGGGAUGCAGCCGCACUGGACGCUGCGGGUCAAGAUGGAGAGGUUGCGCCCACGUUUAUCAAUCUAGCGGAUGCUUCCAUCAAGAUGACGCUGCAGAUCGAAACGCUCCCAACACGCAAUCCAGAGGUUCAGCCGCUACAGAACGUCCUCUCCAUAUCAACAGCCGGCAAGAAUCGAUAUCUUCUCCAUUUCAACUCACUUCAUUCUCUGACACAAUGGACGGCCGGCAUACGCUUGGCUAUGUUUGAGCAUGCGUCUCUGCAAGAGCUAUACACCGGUUCCUUGAUCGCCGGCAAAGGCCGAUACUUGAACAAUAUCCGUACGAUAAUGGAACGGUCGAAGUUCGCCACAGAAGACUGGGCGCGAGUGAGAUUUGGUGCUGGCACUCCAUGGAGACGUUGCUGGUGUGUCAUCGAACCUCCCAACGAGAAGGAAUGGCAAAAGUCCAACAAAUCAAUGCUCAAGAAGAAAUCUGCGUAUGAACGACCGGCGGCACCCAAAGGGCACAUCAAGUUCUACGACACAAAGAAAACCAAGAAGGCAACCCCGAUAGCGACAAUCUCCGACGCGUACUCGGCAUAUGCUAUAUACCCUCAGUCGAAGCCCUUGAUUGAUCAGUCCACUCUGGUCAAGGUCGAGGGCCGCAUAACCAUCCACUCAUCGCCUGAGUCCACCACCGAGGGGUUCGUCUUCGUUAUGCCUGAGCUACACCCAGCCGUGUCGGGUUUUGAGAUGAUGCUGCGCUGGCUCUUCCCAGUCUACGACAUCUUCCACCUCUACGGCCGCCCUCAAAAAUUGGUUGCGGAUACGUGGGACACCCGCGGUCUAAUGUUUGCCAUGCCCAAGCAGCGGAGAUACGGUUACUUGGAUAUUAUCGAUGUUGCUGCAUUGAUUCACACCCAAGGCAGUGACAAAUGGAGCGAACGCGAGUGGCGUAAACAGCUGAAAGAGACUACCUCCAAGAGAAUGGCGAUGACUUCACAAAGUCGUUCAAGCACCAAUCUUGACGAGAAGAGACCUGGCAGGGCUGCCUCGGAGUCCAGAAACGGCGUGCAGCAUGAUGACAGAGCAUCUAUACAUUCUAAUCCCCCCACUGGACACCAGCGCAACGAAUCUUCGGAUGCUGUGUUCGCUAUGCCAAGGAAAGUUUCCACAGCACCAGCAAACGGUCCAUAUUCCGCUCCUGGGCAGAGUCAUCACUCGAGGCAUGUCUCGGAAUCCGUCACAUAUGUAUCACCGACUAAACUUCGUCGGCAAAGAGAUCAAUACCAGCCAUCCAGAUUGUCAACUGAGCUUUCGGAGCUUGAACCUGGCCAAUACUCUCCGACGCCUCCUCACCAAUUCGGCAACGUAUACAGGAACACUACCCUCACUCCUGAGGUUGAGUCGCCUGAAAGUCGAAAUAGUUCUGACAGCGAUGGUCUAUUACCUCGAACUAACCCAGGAGAUGUGCAGGCCGACAUCCCAACAUCAACGCCGCCUGCGCCAGUACCUACUCCAAACUUUCACCAUCAUACUGGUGACGUCCCACAAAGAAGACCGGAUCCCCGACCAGACCUACGACGUGAGAAAAGUCGCAUGUCGGAUGCAACUUUGUCUCAGAUGGUAGACGUGAAUAGAUACGCGAGGCAAAAUUCGGCGGGGUAUGCCGGGCAAGCCGCCCAACUGGCUUGGAACGGGAAUGGAUCCAUGACACACCCCUGGCAAAUUGAAAAUGUGUCUGCUAAUAUCACUCCUUCGACCAGCUCUCCUAAGCAUCAUUACUUUGCAAAUGACGAUAGGAAGAAAAAGGGCCAGCUGAAGCGAGCAACUACUCCGGCCGAGUCUCUGCCGAUCCUUGCCACAAAGUCGGAAUCCCAACGCCAAAUGGCGGUCCGGUAUCAUGGCACCAUGUUAGGAUAUCCAGCGUCAAACUUUGGCGAGGAUCUCCGUGACGCUUUCGAUGUCAACAGCGCCCGUGAAGACUCGAAUUCUUCCACAUUUUCACGACGCAUCAGAACAGGAGUAUUGAAAACUGUUGGAGAUCCGAACUUGGGCAAUACCAGCUCUCCAUCAGAGGAGCAUAUCAGAGUGGAGAUACCCGUCGUCGACUUCGGUACCACCAUCACGCCGACUUUAACGCCUGGAGUCCACAAUGAUCCCGCCACGGCGAGUGAAAAAGACUCGUUUAAUGACCACGAGACAUCACCUAGACCCCCGACUUCUCCACAAGAUAAACGAAGGUCCUAUGCCAAUGGCCAAGGUGCUCGGCCUUCAAGCCGCGUCUGGCAACCUAAUGAUAUAGGACGACAGAGCCCUGUUAGGAGCUUGACCGCAGAGGACUUUGUUCAACAGCGGGCUGCGGCAGCUCGAACUCCUCAGUUCUAUUCAACGCACCGGAGCGUUACGUACAGCAAUGUUGAGGGAUCUCCUACCAAGCUUGAGAGGAAGAAAGAUCUGCCUGGUCGACCUAGUUCAAGGAAUUCUCUGACAGCGGACUAUCCAUCGGCAAAGUUGUCAGCACGAGAACGGGAACAUAUCGCGAGGCUGACUGGUGGUCCGCUCAUUCAUGUCGUGGAGAGGACAAAGACGCCCGAUCCGCACGUUGGGUUGGUGGGGGCCAUCGAGGUCAGACAACAGGAAAAGAAGAUUGUGAGGAGAGAACUCGCUGGUUAUAUGGCUGAACAGGCGACGUGGCAAAGACAAGUGGCCGAACGGAAUCACGCUUAUCAGCAGUAUUCGGCACAUGAGUAUGCGAUCGCUCAGUCACCCAUAUCCUGGACCCGGAGUGGCAGUCCAGCACCCAUGUCUGGAGUACAGCAACCAUGGAUGGAACGGCAGAUACAGCGAUAUCAACAACAAGUCCAGGAAGAGCAGGUUCAGCAGCUGCAACGUGGUCAAAGUCGAAUCUAUCACAGUUCACAGAGCGCUUAUCGUGCGUGA
This is a messenger RNA of Exophiala viscosa, 3342 nucleotides long. RefSeq lists its product as uncharacterized. Lineage: Eukaryota; Fungi; Ascomycota; Eurotiomycetes; Chaetothyriales; Herpotrichiellaceae. The transcript has 7 exons. Bases 1 to 3342 code for a protein of 1113 amino acids. The record is from RefSeq and is a predicted model, not a curated record.